GUUAGAGAGACAUUCUGGCAAACUAUAUAAUGAUGUGUUGCAUCAAUUUCGAUAAAAACUCAAUUUUCAUUAUUUUUAUUGCAACAUUGACAAUUUUUCUUCACAUUAACAUUCAAUAACAUGACGUUAUAAACAUUUAAGCAACCAGAAAUUAAAUUCAAGAAAAUACUAUCACGCCUUUUGCUGCUGCGCAGCCAUGGGCUAUGGCCAAAAAUAGAUUCAAGGACUAAAUUCUGCAAUUCCAUUGGACGCUUAAAUACAUCAUUUUCUAAAAAUAGUAAAAAGUAUUGCACCAUAAACCAGCUACGUCGACCAGCAGUCAACAUUAUAGGAGAGUAGGGUUAACAUCACGAGAAAGGUAAAUAUUAAUUUAGGAUCUGUUUUAUUUAAAUUUGCUACUUAAUAUUCUUGUUUACGUAAUAACCUUUUAUGUUAUAACAAAUAAUUAGUAUAAAUGAUUUAUUAAUGUAUCUAGUAAGUAGUAUACUUUUUUCUUCUUAAUUUACGAAGGAACGGAAGGGUAGUACGAACGCCAGCGAGUGCCGUGGCUACAUUUAGUUUCACAAAGCAACAGUCAAGCGAUAUCCUGGAUUAUACUAUUAAAGAACAGCAAGGAUCAGUGUUUUCAAACACAUAUAAUCUUAAGGCCACGGCUACAGCAGAGGCAUCUACUGGGAUUUAUAAAAGACCCACAAACAUGGAGGACGAGCUGAGCUUUUACGGUAGUGGAUCAUCAAUGAUCCCACAAUCCUUAGAUGAGCUAGUUGAUUUGCUGGAUAUCAAGGUGGGCUCUGCUGGAACGGCAGGCUCCCAUGAUAUCCAGCACUUCCGUACGUUCGCCUCAGAAGACGAGUGGCCUAUUUGACACAGGUUAGCACUUUUUUUUGGUACCUAAAUUAACUUUAAUAGGUUGAUUAUUCCUACCGCGCUUUUACUAUGUUUUUUGUUUGUUGAUAUCCAAUGGGCGUGUUCCCUGACACAGUUGUCGUGACACGUGACAUAUUUGGAUCAAUCGGAAAUACUUUAUUUUUAGAAAAUUACGACGGGAUGUUAUAUUUAGAAGCUUAACAGCUGAAGUUUUUCUAGUGUUGGGAUUUCACCAUUACUUGAAAUGGUUAACCAACUCCAUUUAUCUUCAUAUUAAAAUAGCCCGGUGGGAUCGCCGGUUAUGAUAGUCAAAUAACAAAUGUGGAGCAGAUUUUAUGAUUAUAAAUUUCAUGUAUAAAAGCCUUAGUACGGGUAUACAUUAUACAGCAUAUUAUAUUAUAUAAAUUUAAUAAUAUUUUGAUUAUGAUUAUACUUGACUUGUACUUACAAGUUAAUAAAAUAGUUAGGCCUAUCUUAUACUAGCCUUUAAUCUAGGUAUAGUAUAGUGUAUAGUAUAGUAAUAGUCUUUAAUAGUAUAUAGUUACUUAUUUAACUUUCAUUUACUUUUUAAGUUCACCAAAAAAAAAAGUUUAAAACUCAUUUACAAUGUGUCUUUUCCAACAUGUUAAUCAUUAGGCCUUAAAAUAUUUAGGCAUAAGAUACUUAUGUUAACUUAUAAUAAUAUUAUUAUUGUAACUGUAAAGAAUUGGUCUAAUAAAUUUAAUUGAAAAGGACUGCUGCCUCUGUCUCUAUACCUAUUAUUAUUAGUAUUGUAUGAUAUUAUUAUAUGGAUAUGAUAAAAAGGUGAUAAACAUAAACUUGGGCUUUGGUUUUUGAGAUAUUUAUUACAAAUUCAUAAUAAUUGAUGAUACUUUUCAUACUAACUAACUACAGACCAGUUAUUACUGUUGACUUGGCAAUAUCCUGACAGUGUACCAAAGUAACAGUAAUUUAAUAUCUAAAGCAAUGCUUUAAUGCCACUACUUGUGCUUAAGUUUAAGCCUUCAUGCUUGAGUGUCCAACAUUCAGUGCAAAUUUUCUUUUAUAGUUGUUUGAGACUUAAGUUUUUAUUUGGUCAUAAUUGAAAAUAUAAAACCUUAAGCCCACUGGUCAACCUAUUAUUAAUAGUACGGUACCAGUAUUAAUUUAAAUGUUUUAUCUUUUGUACACAGGCUUUGCUGGUGAUGCACUUGAUGUCACCAGCCUGGAUAUAAAUGCUCCUUCUGACAUCGACAAUCCAUUUUCUCCUAAAGAUCGGUUUCAACCUGCUAAUAUCUUUUAUAGCAUUGAUGACAGUGAUGCCUUGUCAUCAUCUAAAAUGGACUUUUCUUCCUCCGACCUGAUGGAAACCUGGGACUUUUUGGACCCUCUUGCAGACCUUGAGACCGAUCAACUGGCAGAUGACAGUCUGGAUGCAUUUGUCAACUUGGAUAAAUAUCUUGAUGGGGUAAGUCCAACACACAGGCUUGUUCAAAAUGUAAUUGAAGUGAAUAUUCAUUAUCUUUUAUAGUGUGGUUGAUCUAGAUGAAACUUUCCUUUAUUGAAAUAGUGUCUUGUAUAUUUGGUGAUAUGUAAACAACAAAAAUAAUAUUAAACUUAAGAGACUAAGAAAAUAUAAUAUAAACAUUCUUCUUUUUUUUUAUUAUUCCAUGUUACUAUUUUUAGUACCGGUACAUUUGUAACUUAAAUGCUUUAUAUUAAUUUUAACUUUAUAUACAAUUUUAAUGUAAUGCAUUCUUUUUUUUUUUAAGGAGCAAUUCUUAGAUGAAACUGUUCAGCCUUUGAUUGAUAUCCCUGUAACUGGGAUGAAACUCUUAGAAGACCUUGAAUUGGCACCCAACUCUUCUAAAAUUACAUUGGAAGCUUCAGAGGUACCUGCUGUCGCACUUCCUAAAAGCAGAAAGCGUAAAUUAACAAAACCGUCUACUAUUAAUACAGUGACUAGCUUGUUUGAAAUUCAGGUUUCACCAUCCGUUGUCAUGACUACCACCUCAGACCAUGAUUAUACAACCAAAUGUAAAAAGAUCUCAUUGGAAAGUAAGCCCACAAGCCAACCAUGUGAUGAUAACAGUGCACUGAAGUUAACAGACACGAUUGAGUACACAAUGGAUGCUAAUGUGGUGGGUGAUAAACAAGCUGUGCGCAGGAUGAAGAAUAAUGUAGCAUCUAAAAGGGCAAGAGAACAAAGAAAGCAGAAAUUUGCUGAUAUGGACCAGGAAGCUGAACAGUUGAUAGCUGCUAAUGAAGUUUUGAGGCAGAAAAUUGUAGAACUUGAAAAAAUGGCACAAGAAAUGAAAGCUCAGUUGGUUGCCAAAAUGUCAGGAAAGUGAACAUUUUGGCAUUAGGAAAUUUAAUGAAUUCUGUUCAGCAAUGCACAUUGAUCAAUUCUCUACCACAGUUACCAUACCUAACGCUAAUGACAUUUGGCAUAUUGACAGUUGGAAAUAUAUAUAUGAGGUCCAAAAUAAAAUCAAAGUGUGCAUUUGUGAUAAAGAACUUAUUUUCCCCUUAAAAGCAUCAUUUAUUUUGAUUACAUUCUUAUGGUGAGAUAUGGCAGUUUAUGUUGUGUUAUAACAUUGAUUUUGAAAGAAAGACUCAUUUGUUUGCUCCAUGUGUUAUAAGCUGUAUAAUAUUGUAAAAACAAAAUCAUUUUGUAACAAAUAUUUUAGUAAUGUCUGUUUUAUGUACCAGUACUUACAAACACUCGCAUUCAGAUUAUAUGGUAUAAUUUUGUUACUUAGACCAUAUGGCAUCUACCUUACUAACAAUAUUUGUUCAGGGGUUAUUCAUCGACGUAGGAAAGUGUUUGCUAUCACAGACAAAUUCACUUUCUUAGUGAUCUGUGUCAUAAUCAAUCAUAUAUUCACUUUACAUUUAAUUAUUUUACAUUUGAAUUAACCACCAUUUUUUUGUUCUGGUUCCAACUUGCUAAAUUAGAUUGCAUGCUUGUAUGACUUUGAUCAUUUGAAUAGUGUUGCCAUACUCACAAGAAGAAUGGAAUUUCAACAAGUCUUGGGGAAGGGAAGGGGCUGUCAUUUUUACAAACAAAAACUACAGUUACUGUACUAAAAUGAUUCCAUCACUUAGAUGGAAUUUGUCAAUUUUCUAGGGAAAGAACAUUAGUUCUGCUUUAUGAAAUGAACAGAAGAAUAGGGAAUAGUAUUUUUUGCCUUUUUUCUGAAUUCACAAUACUUUUUUUUAUACUUGUGGUUUGUUUCACAUCUGUUUUAGGUCACUAUUUUUUAUUUAGGGAAACUAUAUCAUUAAGAUAAUAUUUAUAAUUUAUACACUAAAUCAGGCUGUGACCUAUUUUUUCAUUCAGAAAUGAACUAUAAGUAAUGAAAACACACAAUUACAAAAAAUGUUCAUUAAAGGUGAAAGAAACAUGCCCUUGUUUGUUUUUAACUAUCAUGCCCUUGUUUGUUUUUUCAAUGAGUUUGAAAAAUCAGUAUGUUUGCUUGAGACACCUUUAAUUAAGAGUAUUAGUAUUAUAAAAAUUCAAAGAAACUAAUGACUUUAUGUUAGAGUUUAAGUUAAAAGUGCUGCUGAGUUUCUAUAGAAAACUGAGAGUUUGCCAUAAUUCUUACGUGGCCUCUGGAUAUGUAGAUUGAUAAAGAGAAAAAGUUUAAGCCUAAUAUUUUAAAUUAUUAGAUCAGAUCCAUUGAUCAUUGAUGGCAUUAUUUCUAGCACUAACUCUAACCCAAAACAACUUAAAUGUAAUGAUGAUUUUUUUUUUAAAUAAACAGUAGCUGUAACUGUAACAGGAUGAAAAGUUUACCACUUUCAUCUAUCUGCUUUUAUCUAAGGGAAAUGAAGAAAUACUGGUAUGUCUCAUUGACUUAGUGUUAAAUUACAGUACUAAAAUUAAAUGAUUAGUGAUUGAAAGUUUAAAUAAAACAGGAUCAAACAACCAAGCUGUAAGUAAAUUUAUUGUGGGAAGGGUUAUGUUUUCCAAAGGCACAUAAAACUUGGAGCCAUGAAUUUGUUUUGGGAAGGGGGGGGGUGGGUUUGGAUGGUAAUGUAAAUGAUAAAAUACAGAAAUCUGGUAAUGACUUAAUUGUUUUAUUAAAAUUUCCAUUACAUUUUUUAAUUAAAUUUCCAUUAAAUUUUGUACAUUAAGUCAAAAAAAGUUAACAAAAUAAAUUAGCUUUGAGCCC
Molecule: messenger RNA, 5024 nt
Organism: Lymnaea stagnalis (great pond snail)
Lineage: Eukaryota; Metazoa; Mollusca; Gastropoda; Lymnaeidae
Source: the annotation of a GenBank genome assembly